Messenger RNA from Anopheles coustani, 451 nucleotides. Its product is annotated as transmembrane protein 141. The record is from RefSeq and is a predicted model, not a curated record. Lineage: Eukaryota; Metazoa; Arthropoda; Insecta; Diptera; Culicidae. Bases 84 to 437 code for a protein of 117 amino acids. The transcript has a single exon.
CGCAGCCAAAGACAACACUUUCAUCUGAUAUUGCGUAAGAGCAAGAACUGUUUGGCACCAUUUGGCUGCACUUCGAUCCCGAAAUGAACGAUAUACGCCUGCUGAAGGACCAACAGCGUGAAAAGCACCCCGGUUUCGAUUCGUACAUCGAGUGUUCGACGCGAUCCUUGUUUACUGGGCUCGCGACAUUCUCACUCGGGUUCGCCGGCGUUUACUUCCUACAGCAGGUCGGUCAGCGUUACCUGCCGUACACGAAAAAGGGCAACAUUCUAGUAGCGGCCAUCGUUUCCACCGUUGCAUCGUACAAGGUAACGUCGGACCGCAUGCGUGCCUGCCAGGCACGCUGGAUGGCAGUAGAGGACAAGUACAGUGUGCUACAGGAAACUCUUGAUACGGCGGCACCGGAAGGUGUAGCGCCGAAGGAAGUGUUAGUUUAAUCCAAAGAACAGGG